AUGCCCAUACAAUUACUUAACAUUUACCAAUUAGCUACUGGCCUGGAAUACAUUCACAAACAGGGACUGAUCCACCGUGAUCUCAAGCCGGAAAACGUUCUAAUUAAAGAAACUUUGAUGAAAUGGGCUGAUUUCGGACUGAGUAAACAAGUGAAUGAAAGAGGAACUUGUUCUAUGAGUGGAAUCAAGGGGACAGAGAAAUGGUUAGCCCCAGAGAUAUUGAAACUGCUCGACGACAAGCGAGAUGAAAUAACGCAACGGGGAACAAUCCAAAGUGAUGUGUUUUCGGAAGGCCUUGUCUUUGGAUAUUAUCUGUCAAAUGGUCUUCAUCCGUUCGGUUCUCGUGAUAAAAUUCACUCUAACAUACUUAAAAACAAACUAAUUAAUCUGGAUAAAUGUCAACCAUGUGCGUAUGACAUAAUCAAGAGAAUGUUAGAAGGAAAGCCGGAAGAUCGAAUCAAUUCAUCAGAUGUCGCUGAACUAAUUUACGAAAAGCUUGUGACACAAAAACAGUUUAUGGACUUAUGUUCGAGUGAUACUUAUCCUAGUAUAAAGGAUAUCAAAUACUUUCUGGAAAAAAGUGUGGAUGUCAACUUUGUCUAUCCUGAAGGAUGGACUCCCCUUUUAUAUCUGGCACAAGCAAAAAAGGAUGGCGAUAACAAUUUGGUUGAAAUAGUGCGGCACUUCAUAAAGAAUGGAGUUAACCUUAGUCACACUUUGGCCGACAUGAGAUCAAAUGUCUUGCAUUUAUUUUGUCGAAAUUAUAAAAAAGACAAUUUAAUAGACAUAAUUCGACUUCUGAUCGAACACGAAAUUGACAUCAAUUGCCUUGAGUGCUACGGAGAUAAUGCUCUAACUUUAUUAUGAGGACAUUAUAAAGAAGAAAAUUUAAUUGAAAUCGUCACAUUUUUAAUUCAAAACGGAAUCGACGUCAAUUGCAAGCCCAUAUGCGGAUGGAAUUCUUUAAUUUCAUUGUGUCAAAAUUAUCAAAAAGAAAAUUUGAUUGAAAUAAUUCGACUUUUAAUUCAACACGGAAUUGACAUCAAUUGCAUAAACAACUACGGAUCGAAUGCU
Messenger RNA from Daphnia pulicaria, 1074 nucleotides. RefSeq names its product serine/threonine-protein kinase/endoribonuclease IRE2-like. Gene Ontology annotation, cellular component: IRE1-TRAF2-ASK1 complex. The record is from RefSeq and is a predicted model, not a curated record. Gene Ontology annotation, molecular function: ATP binding; RNA endonuclease activity; protein serine/threonine kinase activity. The transcript has 3 exons. Gene Ontology annotation, biological process: protein phosphorylation; intrinsic apoptotic signaling pathway in response to endoplasmic reticulum stress; IRE1-mediated unfolded protein response. NCBI's taxonomy places the organism in Eukaryota, Metazoa, Arthropoda, Branchiopoda, Diplostraca, Daphniidae. The coding region runs from base 1 to 867 and encodes 288 amino acids.